AUGGCUGUGUUGCCUAUCGGCUCUCACUUUGCGCCGCCGCAUCAGUUGACGAAGAGACACGCCGUCGCGACUUCACCCCCAAUCUCUCUCUCGGCCCGAUUCCCGCAAAAUGUCUCCUUUUCGAAAGUAUCUGGAAUUGCAGGCUCGAGCUUGUCCAGAUAUGGUGUUCUCGCGAGGGCCGAGGAUAAGAUAAAGAGCUCUUCUUCUUCUCCUUCUCUCGAAGAUCAACCUCAACCAAUCGAUGAUGAGGAUAUGAUGGACUCAGGAUCAUGUGACCCUAUAUGCUCAGUUGAUGAACCCAGUUCGAGUUACUUUGAGGCGAAUUAUCAGCCAAAGACAGAUAUAGUCAAAGCUAUUGCUGUUUUUGCAGCAGCUCUUACAGGAACAGCUGCCAUUAAUCAUUCUUGGGUCGCUGCUAAUCAGGAUGUUGCUAUGGCGUUGUUGUUUGGAAUAGGAUACAUUGGAAUCAUCUUCGAAGAGUCUUUAUCAUUUAAUAAAAGUGGGAUUGGACUUUUGAUGGCUGUGAGUUUGUGGGUUGUGCGGAGCAUAGGGGCUCCUUCAACUGAAGUAGCUGUUUCAGAGCUUCAACAUGCAUCAGCUGAAGUUAGUGAAAUAGUAUUCUUUUUGCUGGGGGCAAUGACCAUUGUGGAGAUAGUUGAUGCUCACCAAGGGUUUAAGCUUGUUACAGACAAUAUCACCACUCGGAAGCCAAAGACACUUUUAUGGGUGGUCGGCUUUGUGACCUUUUUCCUCAGUUCGAUUCUAGACAAUCUGACCUCUACCAUUGUCAUGGUUUCUCUACUGAGGAAACUUGUUCCUCCAUCAGAAUACCGCAAACUUCUAGGAGCUGUAGUGGUAAUAGCGGCAAAUGCAGGAGGAGCAUGGACUCCAAUUGGUGAUGUCACGACAACUAUGCUAUGGAUUCAUGGUCAGAUAACCACCUUGCCUACUAUGCAGGGCCUGUUUAUACCUUCGGCCAUUUCCCUUGCUGUUCCACUAGCCCUCAUGUCCUUGACCAGUGAGGUAAAUGGAAAGGGACAGGAUUCUUCAGAUGUAUUGACCUCUGAGAAGAUGGCUCCGAGAGGGAAGCUAGUCUUCGGAGUUGGUCUUGGAGCACUGGUUUUUGUACCGGUCUUUAAGGCUCUAACCGGAUUGCCUCCUUACAUGGGUAUCUUGCUGGGUCUCGGUGUUCUCUGGAUCUUGACAGAUGCCAUUCAUUACGGUGAAUCAGAAAGACAAAAGCUCAAAGUACCUCAGGCCUUAUCUCGAAUCGACACGCAAGGCGCUCUGUUUUUCCUCGGCAUUCUUUUAUCCAUUAGCAGCCUUGAGGCAGCUGGGAUCCUCCGGGAGAUUGCAAACUACCUUGACGCUAAUAUACCCAACGUUGAGCUCAUUGCAAGUGCCAUUGGUGUUGUAUCAGCAAUCAUUGACAAUGUUCCACUGGUUGCAGCCACUAUGGGGAUGUACGAUCUCACAUCGUUCCCUCAAGAUUCCGAAUUUUGGCAGCUCAUUGCUUUCUGCGCCGGCACUGGUGGUUCGAUGCUCAUCAUCGGAUCUGCUGCUGGUGUUGCCUUCAUGGGGAUGGAGAAAAUCGAUUUCUUUUGGUACUUCCGAAAGGUUAGUGGUUUUGCUUUCGCUGGCUAUGCUGCUGGCAUCGCAGCUUAUCUGGCAGCUCAUAGUCUCCAGCUGUCUCUUCCGACGACCGUCGCUCAGAUCCCUUUUCUCCCUGGUUCCUAG
Molecule: messenger RNA, 1737 nt
Organism: Microthlaspi erraticum
Lineage: Eukaryota; Viridiplantae; Streptophyta; Magnoliopsida; Brassicales; Brassicaceae
Source: the annotation of a GenBank genome assembly